Molecule: messenger RNA, 534 nt
Organism: Protopolystoma xenopodis
Lineage: Eukaryota; Metazoa; Platyhelminthes; Monogenea; Polystomatidea; Polystomatidae
Source: the annotation of a GenBank genome assembly
AUGUGCGCAAACUCUCACUCACUAAAAACACUUAUGAUAGCUUCGGAAAGGAAUAUCUCGUCUGGCAGUCCAACUUGUCAGAGACAGCCUCUUCUCGGUCACUGUCGCAUCUGCUCUGUCUCACGGCUCGGUUUCCGUGUGAAGCGUCAGGCUCAUGGCAACGCUAUUCCAUCCUCGUUGAUGCUGUGGUGUGAACGAUUCUGUGGGCCUGUGCUAAGCUUUCGUGCCAGGCUGACUGUCACACCCGCGUCACAGCAUUCGUCACAAGUGACGUAUCCAAAAUUCAGCCUCACUGUAUGGAAAACGCGCAACCUCGCGACUCCGAGGCUACACGAUGGGGUACAGAUGCGUGAAAGCGUGGGGUGUUUAAAAACCGAGGCCGGGACUGGCCGCGUCAUUCUCCCACGUGGCCUGGCCUGGCCCGGCAUAGUUCAGCCCAGCUCAACUCAGUCCGGUACAGCCCCACUCAACUCCGAGCCCUCACAUUUUCAUAAUCCCACCGCACACGCGCCCUCAUGUAUGCCCAUCCGUUGA